UCCCGCAUGGUGGACUGAAGCGUCGUCCCGUAUUGUUGUUCUGAAAUAAACCUAGCUGUAUCUAUGUAUCAGCAUGUGAUAGUGUGGGGUUUUAGGUUGUAUUGUCAGUUUGUCCGCGUCUUUAAAAUAGUGAAAUAGGUGUCAGACGACAGAAACCACUCUUAAACUCUACUCUACUUUUGGAUAUUGAGCUAGUUAGCUUGUUGUGCUAGCUGGCUAGCAGUCUUAUUUGAGAAGAAUGAAGACAUGUAACGGGAACUCCAGUAUUGUGGACAUGUUUGAAAAGGGAAAAGUCCUGAAAAUAUGUGCCCCAAUGGUUCGAUAUUCAAAGCUUGCGUUCAGGUCCUUGGUGAGGAAGUACAACUGUGACAUCUGCUUCACCCCAAUGAUAGUUGCUGCUGACUUCAUGCGAUCCGUCAAAGCCAGAGACAGUGAAUUCACUACCAAUGAGCGUGACCGGCCCCUGAUAGUGCAGUUUGCUGCCCAUGAUGCUCAGACCCUGGCUGAUGCAGCCUGUGUGGUAGCACCUUUCUCGGAUGGAGUUGACCUUAACUGUGGCUGUCCCCAGAGAUGGGCUAUGUCAGCCGGGUAUGGUGCAUGCCUCAUCAACAAGCCUGAACUUGUGAAAGAUAUGGUCAGACAUGUCAGAAACCAAGUGGACAAUCCAAACUAUACAGCGUCCAUCAAAAUAAGAAUUCACAAGGACCUGAGACGUACAGUGGAUCUGUGUCAGAAGGCUGAAUCAGCUGGUGUGUCAUGGAUAACGGUCCAUGGCCGUACAGCAGAAGAACGUCACCAGCCCGUCCAUUAUGAUGCCAUAAAGACAAUCAAAGACAGCUUAUCUGUACCUGUCAUUGCCAAUGGGGACAUAAAGUACCUCCGUGAUGUGGAGUCCACUCACCAGCUUACUGGUAUCGAUGGUGUGAUGGCUGCACGGGGGUUGCUUGCCAACCCUGCAAUGUUCGCUGGCUAUGAGGACACUCCUUUGGAAUGUAUAUGGGACUGGGUGGACAUAUCUAUAGAGCAGGGUACUCCUUUCACCUGCUUCCACCAUCAUCUUAUCUACAUGCUGGAGAGGGUUAGCUCCCAGCCUGAAAGAAAAGUGUUUAAUUCUCUAUCCAGUACCUCAGCUGUAAUAGAUUACCUCCAGAACACAUACGGGUCAGUGUAGGGUCAGAGUUGAAAUGCAAUGUACUUGAUUUUAGCAUUUUUUAUUUUUGUGCCAAAUAAAAUUACAAAGCUAUAGUUGUA
Seriola dumerili (greater amberjack) is the source of this 1251-nucleotide messenger RNA. RefSeq names its product dihydrouridine synthase 4 like (gene dus4l). Gene Ontology annotation, biological process: tRNA processing. The transcript has 6 exons. Gene Ontology annotation, molecular function: flavin adenine dinucleotide binding; tRNA dihydrouridine synthase activity. Lineage: Eukaryota; Metazoa; Chordata; Actinopteri; Carangiformes; Carangidae. The record is from RefSeq and is a predicted model, not a curated record. Bases 239 to 1171 code for a protein of 310 amino acids.